Oppia nitens is the source of this 1887-nucleotide messenger RNA. RefSeq names its product solute carrier family 2, facilitated glucose transporter member 1-like. Gene Ontology annotation, molecular function: hexose transmembrane transporter activity. Gene Ontology annotation, cellular component: membrane. The transcript is spliced from 6 exons. The record is from RefSeq and is a predicted model, not a curated record. The coding region runs from base 128 to 1765 and encodes 545 amino acids. Gene Ontology annotation, biological process: monosaccharide transmembrane transport. NCBI's taxonomy places the organism in Eukaryota, Metazoa, Arthropoda, Arachnida, Sarcoptiformes, Oppiidae.
UCGCAAAAAAAAGAAAUAAAUAAAUAUAUAAAAUAAUUUUUUAUAAUAUCUGAAAAAUUAUUAUCACCUAAAAAAAUCUUACUAAUAUAAAUAUAAAACAAUAAUAAUAUAUCCACACCAUUGCUAAAUGGACGACCUAAGGCUAUCGGAAAUGGCUUAUCUGAAUAUACCGGACAGGGAUCGGGACAAGAGUCCAUCACCGGCCGAAUCCAUGGCUUCGUCGACCACCGAUUUGUCGACUUUGCCAAUGAAUUUAGGACAACGACGAGACGAUUCUGGUGGAUUAAACAGUCACUUAGUGUUUGCCAUAUCGGCGGCAGCAUUGGGCUCAUCCUUUCAACACGGAUAUAAUACCGGUGUUGUCAAUGCGCCCCAAGAGUUGGUCCAAAAGUUUAUCCGCGAAGCACAUAGAGAACGAUUUCAAGACCUGACACCAUUGCACGAUAUCUUCGGCAACACGACAAUCGGUGGCCACAACUCGACAACUGAUACCAUCGGCGACGAUGAUCUAACCACUGUUAACCUAAUCUACUCGAUAAUGGUAUCGAUUUUUUGUAUCGGCGGUAUGAUCGGUGCACUGUUGACCGGCUAUGUAGCCGAAAAGUUUGGCCGCAAAGGUGGCCUACUCUGGAACAAUGUGUUUGUAUUUUUGGCCGCCGGACUCAUGGGCUUCUCCAAGGUUUGCCGAUCCUAUGAGAUGCUAAUAAUGGGCCGUUUUUUCAUCGGAUUCAAUGCAGGUUUAAACGCUGGUUUGGCGCCAAUGUAUUUGACGGAAAUAUCGCCGACAAAUAUGAGGGGCGCUAUCGGGACUAUCUAUCAGCUGGUGAUCACUAUAUCUAUAUUUACGUCAAAUCUGUUGGGUUUGCCGCAGGUUUUGGGAACUGAGGACAAGUGGCCAAUACUUUUUGCGGUCACAAUAGUGCCGGCAAUCUUUACGUUGGCCACAUUGCCGAUGUGUCCCGAAUCGCCAAAAUAUAUACUAAUAUUUCAAAAUAAAGAUGUUCAGGCACAACGAGCGUUGACUUGGCUCAGGGGUACCAUCGAAGUGCACGACGAGAUGGACGACAUGCGGGCUGAAUACGAGUCAAUGAAAUUGGUACCGAAAGUAACGUUACACGAACUGUGGUACAACUCGAUGCUCAGGCAGCCGCUGAUCAUCGCACUGGUAGUCAUGUUGAGUCAACAGUUUUCCGGUAUCAAUGCUGUCAUAUUUUUUUCGACAUCCAUCUUCGAAAAGGCCGGCCUAAACAAAUCGGCCGCACUGUACGCUACACUGGGUAUCGGUGUUAUCAAUGUACUCAUGACAAUCGUUUCGCUGGUAUUGGUUGAAAAAUCUGGCCGCAAAACACUACUGUUGACCGGUUUGGGCGGAAUGAUGUUCACGACGAUUGUCCUAACAUUUUGUUUGGCACUAAAAGAUACGUUUGAAUCGUUGAGCUAUGUUAGCAUUUUGGCCGUCUAUGUUUUUAUUGUGAUGUUUGCAUCGGGUCCCGGUUCGAUACCAUGGUUUCUCGUUGCCGAGCUUUUCGGUGUAGGUGCCCGAGCCAUGGCCACCAGUAUUGCCGUUUCGGUCAACUGGACGGCCAAUUUUGUUGUCGGUCUAGCCUUUUUGCCCCUACAGGAAACAAUGGGAGGAUAUGUUUUCGUUAUAUUCACUGUCCUAUUGGCAUUGUUUUGGCUUUUUGUCUACAAGAAAGUACCCGAAACUAAGGGUAAGACUGUCGAAGAAAUUGCCGCCGCUUUCCGACAAAAGGCUUACCAAUGAAUACCUCCACCCGAAGUGUCAAUGAAUUGAUUGCUUGAUUUUUUUUGAUUUAAAAAAGUGAUUUUAAAACAAAACUAUAAUAACCAGAAAUCAAUGAAUGAGUUAUUAUUAUUAUUAUAAUA